Messenger RNA from Pipistrellus kuhlii (Kuhl's pipistrelle), 969 nucleotides. It is a transcript of the gene NFU1, whose product is annotated as NFU1 iron-sulfur cluster scaffold. Bases 77 to 841 code for a protein of 254 amino acids. Gene Ontology annotation, molecular function: iron-sulfur cluster binding; iron ion binding. The record is from RefSeq and is a predicted model, not a curated record. The transcript has 8 exons. Gene Ontology annotation, cellular component: mitochondrion. Gene Ontology annotation, biological process: iron-sulfur cluster assembly. NCBI's taxonomy places the organism in Eukaryota, Metazoa, Chordata, Mammalia, Chiroptera, Vespertilionidae.
GCCGGGCUGCGCCUGCGCGGGGCGCGGCUCGGGGAAAGGAGAGGCCGGUCCCCCACGCCUGCGCACUCGGAGUAAGAUGGCGGCGGCGGCGGCCCGGCUGGGCUGCGGAGCUGCGGCUCGUGCCGCCGGCUUGCGCAGGCGGUUAUAUGACAUGAUGAAACCAUGCACCAUUAAGAAACAGCCUCUGCAUCAGUUUGUGCAAAGACCACCUGUCCCACUAUCUGCAACCUUACGUAACACAGUGAGACACAUGUUUAUUCAAACACAAGAUACCCCAAAUCCCAACAGUUUAAAAUUUAUUCCAGGAAAACCAGUUCUUGAGACAAGGACCAUGGAUUUCCCCACACCAGCUACAGCAUUUCGCUCCCCUCUGGCUAGGCAAUUAUUUAGGAUUGAAGGAGUAAAAAGUGUCUUCUUGGGACCAGAUUUCAUCACUGUCACAAAGGAAAGUGAAGAGUUAGACUGGAAUUUACUGAAACCAGAUAUUUAUGCAACAAUCAUGGAUUUCUUUGCAUCUGGCUUACCCUUAGUCACUGAGGAAACAUCUUCAGGAGAAGCAGUAUCUGAAGAAGAUGAUGAAGUUGUGGCAAUGAUUAAAGAACUGUUAGAUACAAGAAUACGGCCAACUGUGCAGGAAGAUGGAGGCGAUGUAAUAUACAAGGGCUUUGAAGAUGGUAUCGUACAGCUGAAACUCCAAGGUUCUUGUACCAGCUGCCCUAGUUCAAUCAUUACUCUGAAAAAUGGAAUUCAGAACAUGCUGCAGUUUUAUAUUCCAGAAGUAGAAGGCGUAGAACAGGUUAUGGAAGAGGAACCAAAUGAAAAAGAAACAAAUUCACCUUAAAAUAUUUUGAGUUUUCUUUGGACCCAGCAAUCAGGCUUAUUGAUAUUAUAUACCUUGCUUUUAUUAUUAACUGCUAAGGAAUUGCAGAUUAAUAAAAUAUGCUCUUUCUUCAGAGAAUGAUAUAUAAA